AUCCAGUGCAGUGAUUAAAAACUUUCAAACAUUUUGGGACUUAUCAAAGAAUAUAACUAGUGAAAUUUAAGCGCGCUAAAAUCCAAAGAUACGCGUUGAUAUACUUUUACGCGAAUACAACUGCACAAUGCCGGAAGCUUAAUAGCAGCUUCCCUCGAUUACAUAACUCGAAGUUUCUUCUUAAGGCUGUAACAAGAGAUCUGCGCAUCGAGUUGUUCUCGCUAAUUUUCACAUUUUCAUUCAAUUGCAGGUUUUCGUGGAUAAUAUAACAUCACUUUAUUUUAUAUUUACACGCACAUAUACCCACACGUCGUAAAAUCAUUUGGAGACUUUAAAUGUGUUUAGCUAAACGAGAGUUGGAAUUUGUCGACGUCUGUGCGACAGUGGCAACGACGGCAGCAAGCGGCAGCAGCAGUAGUCUUUGCUAUUUUCGGUAGAGCUUUAUAUUUUCAAUAAGUAUGGAUGAUAAAUUGCCAAAGACUUGGCAGAGGCCUGCCGGUCCAUUAAAUGUUUGGAAAAUCAUUGAAAGUACAGAAAAAUUAAGCGAUGGAUCAACAAGACCGAUUCGGUUUUCUAUUCAAGAAGUUCCGGUGGAUAGACGAGAGGAAACUAUAGAUUUCAUGCUCAAGUAUUACAUUCCCGAUGAGCCUAUUUGUAAAAGUCUUAAUUGUAAAAAUGAUCCAGAUAUGAUUCAUGACUUUCAAGUAUGUUGGAAGUACUGUUUAGAGGAAGGCUGCGUUGAAGCGGCUUACGUACUUGGUUCUGAUGGGAGCAUAGGUGAACUGGUUGCUUUAAAUAUGUUAUAUGUUUCUUCUAAAGCAAACGACCAAAAAAUAUUUCAACUAAUGGAUAGCUUUAAAUCGUCGAAAUUUAAAGCAUUGGCAAAAAUCAUGUUGGAUGCAAAAGAGACGGCUAACUGUUCAAAUAUUUUAGGCGUUGAUGAAUAUAUAUCUGCAAUCGGACUUGCGGUCGCAACUCAUCUGCGGGGACAGAAGCUGGGCUUGCGACUUCUAGAAGCCAGAAGUGAAAUGGGUAAGAAGUUUGGUAUAAAAGGAACAUCCACAACAUUCACAGCAAAAGCUUCCCAAAUUCUAGCCACAAGGGCGGGAUUCGAAGAAAAAUUUUCAUGGAACUACGCUGACAUAAUCAACGACGAUGGCACUCCUUUUUUCCCAAAUAUCGAAACAGAAAAUUUUAAAAUUAUGACCAAGAAGUUUUAAUUGUAUUCUAGAUAAAUAAAAAAAUCUCUUUCUUAAAAUUGAA
This is a messenger RNA of Trichogramma pretiosum, 1263 nucleotides long. RefSeq lists its product as uncharacterized. Lineage: Eukaryota; Metazoa; Arthropoda; Insecta; Hymenoptera; Trichogrammatidae. Gene Ontology annotation, molecular function: N-acetyltransferase activity. The record is from RefSeq and is a predicted model, not a curated record. The coding region runs from base 459 to 1220 and encodes 253 amino acids. The transcript has 5 exons.